AUGGAGCAGGACCCUUCAUUCACCAUCCAGUUCGGUUCUCUACCCCCAACUUUACUCCACAUAGCGUCUGUAGCCGCGCCUGCUGCGCCAGUGACAGGGUGGAUGGGAGAGGCUGAAAUAGCGAAUGUGGAUUUUAACCUGGAUGGUGAUUAUGUUGCAUUCAUUAACGAACUGUGUGAGAAGCUAGCCAACAACCCAGAGCAAGCCGCGAAACUCGACGCAGAUCCUUUGACUUGGCACAGGGAGCAUCCUUUGCUCCCCAAGCAACAACGACCUAUUCAGCCACCAAGGUGGCUGCAUAUUAAUCUUACAGUGGAGAGUAGCAACAUAACUUUAAAGGUCCGUGAUGAUACAGUGUACCUCAUUGGUUUUAUGAACAAGAGUGGACGCUGGUACGAGUUUGGUUUCGAGUGCCUAGAGAGGGUGAGUGGGCAUAUGAUCGAUGGUGCCUCGUUUUUGCAGUGCGGGGUAGGGUACAGGGACUUAGUAUUAGACUAUAACCCUAUAGGUGAAGAGCAGCUUGCCAGCGCAAUUGAAAAUGUAGAAGAUAAAAAAGAAGCUAAGAAAAUUAUAGAGCAGAUUGUAAAAGGAGCUGCGAGUGGUGGCUCAGACCAUAAGAAACUGAGGAAAAUAUUGGGGGAGCUAGAACUCGGCAUGGAAUUAGCUAAAGCCGCUGUCCGUAGGCUGUCGAUCUACGAUGGUCUGGGACAGUUCCCACUUGAAAAAGACAUCAGGGAGUACUUGGCGUGCCUCAUUGUGAUGGUAUGUGAGUCCGCACGUAUGUUUCCAUACCGUCGCACGGUCCACAACGGUUGGGGGCUGUGGUCCGAUCGAAUUGUAGAUGGGGAGGUAGACUUCAUAUGGAACUGGGGGAGAAUGUCAGGCAUGCUGUUAGACUGCUGGAGGAAAUCCAACAGCCAAUUGAGGAAAAUCGGGAUCAAUGAUAGAGAAGCCGCACUCGCUGUCGUUCACCUGCUGCGUAACUCAGCGCCAGCUCCUCCACGCGGUGCCGGCAGCCAAGGCCAACAGUCGCAAACGCCAGCUGCGGGCUCUAGCAAACAAGAGCCGCAAACAGAGCAGUCGUGGUUUGAGAAGCCUAGCCAACCCAAGGCGCAGGCGCAGCAACAGCAAGCGACGUCCAUGGACGGUCAGCGAGGCAAAACGCUGGCGGAGGUGUUCCGCGUGAGUGCUAACAUCCAUCUCGUCAGUAGCAUCACCGUCUCUGACGGGAAACGGAGACAGAUCAUCUACAGGAAAAACCAAGGGCAUGGAUCUGGUGCCUCCAGUUCCGUGGACGACUCACAAUCGGAACUCAAUGCUUUGGUGCUCACUGGACCAUACAAAGCUAUCUCGGCGGAUGGAAGCUUCGUCCUUCAAGUUGAUACCAGUACCAGUGCAACUGCGACAGCUGAUCCAUCCAGGGACCAAUCUAGGAAUGUUGGUGCGGCCAUGUUCUGGGAUGGCUAUGCUGAAUACACACGGUGUAACCAGGUCUUGACGCACAACUUCACCAGGGCCCCCCACCACAACAUAGAGGUCACCUAUGCGGUGCUGACUAAUGCCGUGGAGGCCCAAGUCAAGGUUAUCCUGUUCAGCAACAAGAUCCCCGGUUCGACAACGGCAAACCCUGCCCGGGUCUAUGGUAAAAUCACCACACGCCUCGAGGGCAUGGAUGCUGAGAGUGUGCUCUUUAGCCGCGAACGGGAGGAGAAAGUGGAGGUCCAUCAUGAUGCAGUAGCCACUCUUCCACUGGCUCGGUCUAUAGUUGCAGUUCCAUUCGAUUCUAAGAUGAUGGUAACGUUGGAAUUGCAUGCUACAGUAUUUGGCGUGGGGGAUAUACCCAUUCAACAAGCUUCAGAGAUCCACAUUAAAGACGAUUACUUUGCGAUGGGAACGUCUUCCAACUAUGCCACCGUACAAGUGUGGGUCGACCAUUCUCCACUCCUUGCCGGCAGUGCAGAAAGUCAGUUUGUCGACCAUUCUCCACCCCUUACCGGCAGUACAGAAAGGCAGUUUGAGCAUUAA
Molecule: messenger RNA, 2025 nt
Organism: Triticum turgidum subsp. durum (durum wheat)
Lineage: Eukaryota; Viridiplantae; Streptophyta; Magnoliopsida; Poales; Poaceae
Source: the annotation of a GenBank genome assembly